GGGACAGUCAUUCAUUCAGGGAAUCUUCAUUCACCAACUGCAGAGAGACACUAUUUAAAUUUGGAAAAAAAAGACAUUUCUUUCCUUCAUUAGGAAAACACAACUUUCAGGAAUUACAUCUUUAUAGAAGCUCAUUUCUGAGAAUUUGUGUUAACUUUUUACUUUUCAUUUCAUCGAAAUUGUGUUUCUUUUUUUUUUUGUCCCCCCCCACAAGAAAACCGCUUUUCCUUUUUGGGACCAGCACUUAUCAAGAAAGAUGGCAAACUCGGGACUGCAGUUGCUUGGGUUUGUCCUGGCCUUCGUUGGCUUUGUCGGUCUGAUUGCAUCCACGUCGAUGCCGGAAUGGAAGGCAUCAUCGUAUGCGGGGGACAAUAUCGUGACAGCUUUGGCGAUAUACGAGGGGCUGUGGAUGUCGUGCGCGUCACAGAGUACUGGACAGGUACAAUGCAAAUGGUUUGACUCGCUACUGCAACUGAGCGCCAGUGUCCAGACCACAAGGGCUCUGAUGAUCUUGGGCAUCUUCCUGGGGUUCUUUGCCAUUCUCAUUGCGUCGCUGGGUAUGAAGUGCACCACCUGCUUCGCCGACGACAAGCAGAAAAAAUCACGCAUUGCCACGACCGGGGGAGCCGUCUUCAUCACGGCAGGUCUCUCGGCUCUGGUGGCUACAUCCUGGUAUGGUCACAGAAUUUCACAGGAUUUCUACAACCCAUUUACUCCGACCAACACAAAAUACGAGUUUGGCAUGGCUCUCUUUAUUGGCUGGGGGGCCGCAACACUCUGUAUCCUGGGGGGGGCCUUCCUCUGCAGCUCCUCGUGUUCCAAGGGGGGGCAGGCAGGCUCUCAGAAGUACCCUAAGACUAGAUCCAUGCCCUCAGGAGGCAAGGACUAUGUGUAGAGCCCCGAGGAAAUCAACCUGAGUGUGAGCAGGGCUCGAUUACAGUGAACUGGACAUUCAGCAUUCAGUAUCCCACCAUCCGAAGAGACAGCGUCCAGUUUAUAGACUCUUUGAGAUUCAGAAACCAGACCUUUACUACAUAUUCACACUUGUGCACGCUGGCGCAGCGUACAUUCUGAUAGGAUAAUCACUCUUCACACGAACAAAUCAUGCAAAAAGCACACCAUUGUAUCUGCUAUUAACUGUUCUUUGUAUGGAUGUAUGUUGAUUUUAGACAGGUAGGGGUCUGCAGUGUGUGCAAUUAAAACUCAUUUCAAAUAUAGUCUGUAUAUUUAAUAUGUGCUUUUUUUUUUUUUUUUUUGUACACAGAAUUUUUUGAUAACUGUUAGGUCAUUUUUAAUGUUUUCCGCUGGGUAAAAGCAACUGCCAAUGAGGAGGAAAGCUCAGGUAAAGUGGCUAGUGUGUAUGUUGAUACAAGUUGCCGUUUAUGUUAGUUAAGAAAUAUGUGGACUGUAACAGUUAACAGAGCAGCACUGAACCUCUCUACCAGACUAUAUUAUUGUGUACAAUACUUGGGAGUGUUUGUAUUUUUGCAAUAAUGUAUUAUACUGUAGUAUUUUGUCAUGAGAUGGUUUUCUUUCUUGUAUUUGAAAUGUUGCAACGUGCAGUUGAAAUGCCAGCCUGCAUGAUCAUGGCUUGGAACCUGCCAUUAAAAACGCCUGCAGAGCACAGGUGUUGGAUUGGGAUACACCUCUGUGAGACAGAGACGCCAGAGUCAUUCCAACAGAUGUGCAUUUGUAAACAAGGUUGAGGUCCAGUCCUGUUUUUCCAUCUCAAUUCCCAAUUCCAAUCCUCGAACGACGCAGCGUGUCAGUGUCGGACUGAAAAUGACUUUUGUUAAUUUCAUUUUUUAAAUAAAUGGGAAACACUUUUGUAAAGAU
Messenger RNA from Polyodon spathula (Mississippi paddlefish), 1836 nucleotides. Its product is annotated as claudin-1-like. The transcript is spliced from 4 exons. NCBI's taxonomy places the organism in Eukaryota, Metazoa, Chordata, Actinopteri, Acipenseriformes, Polyodontidae. Gene Ontology annotation, molecular function: structural molecule activity. Gene Ontology annotation, cellular component: bicellular tight junction; plasma membrane. Gene Ontology annotation, biological process: cell adhesion; bicellular tight junction assembly. Bases 257 to 895 code for a protein of 212 amino acids. The record is from RefSeq and is a predicted model, not a curated record.